UGGCGCGUGGCUCAAAGCCUGGCGGGCAGUGUUCGUGGCAGCAUGAGGCCCCAACUCGCCGUGCUCCCCUUCCUGGCGCUGAGCGUCGCGGCCGUCUCCAUGGACCAAGAGGCCAGCCGCCAGGUGGAGGAGGUGAUAAAGAACGACAACUUCGUGUUGAGCAUGAAACACAUCAAACCAAGGCGCAGACUGCGAGGCAGCGUGGAAACCUUGUUUGCUGUGGACUUCCCCGGCUCCCAGCAGAAGUUUGUUCUUAUGCUGGACAGAAGAUCCAAGAGGGUGAUUGUGGAAACAGUGGAGAACGGACGCACUAGAGCGCAGCACUAUACAGUGGACACUCUGUCCGAAGUGACAAUAGUGCGCUCUCUCGUACUGGCAGUGAACCAGAAGCAGCCUGGCGCUCACGUCACGCUGUACGUGGAUUGUGUGUCACAAGGAAUGGUGGCCACCCCACGCGCCAUGCGUGACAUGUUCCAGAAAAUGGCCACCCCUCGCCUCCAAGUGUUCCGGGAGAGGCGCUACGUGCUGGAAGUGGACUCUGGGAGCCUGGGCAGCGUUCUCAACCGCAACAAUUGCCCUUCGCAGCAGUUGCAGCAGAUGCAAGCAAUUGAACCUGUUGUUGCGUCCAACGAAAUAAACGGUAUCCGGAGAGGUGAUAUUCCAGUUAUCCACGAUUGUGACGAAAGAGAUAAUCUCGUCAUCAAAACACUUAAUGAUCUCAUCAUUGCCCUGAAGAAGCUCAAGGAAGAAGUUGCAAGCCAGCGUUCUGAGAUCCAUUACCUCCGUGAACUUCUAGAACAGUGUGAACUAUGUGCUCCAGCUCCACCGAAGGUAACGUGUCAAAGCAACCCAUCACCCUGCUUCCCGGGGGCUGAAUGCCAGGAUACGGCUGAUGGCCCUCGAUGCGGUCAGUGUCCGAGGGGUUAUGUUGGUGAUGGACGUCAUUGCAAGCCUGGUCGUACCUGCCAGGAAAGGCCAUGUUUUCAUGGUGUGAGGUGCUACGAUACUGUGGAAGGCUUCCAGUGUGGUCCCUGUCCCAGUGGGUAUGUUGGUGACGGACAGAGGUGCAAACCCCGCAGUGGCUGCGAAAAUAACCCAUGUUCGCCCGGUGUGCAGUGUGGCCCGACGGAGGAUCCCCCAUACUUCCGCUGUGGUUCAUGUCCCCCGGGAGCCACAGGAAAUGGAACCUCUUGUCAUGACUUGGAUGAGUGUGAUUUAGCAGAGCCGUGCGAUCCACGGGUUCGAUGCACGAACCUGAACCCAGGCUUUCGUUGUGACCCGUGCCCCCCUGGGUUCACAGGCAGUCCUGGAGUGGAGGGGAUUGGUCUGGAAGAGGCGUACUACAAGAGACAGCAGUGUUAUGAUAUCGACGAGUGUAAUGAUGGCAGGAACGGAGGCUGCGCCCGAAAUUCCAUCUGCAAUAAUGUUGAGGGCUCCUAUUUGUGUGGGGAGUGCCAAAAGGGUUAUGUGGGUGACCAGUCAAUGGGCUGCCACAACUCCCCAGGUCUCUGUCCUGAUGGCACACGCUGCGAUACCAAUGCCCACUGUCUCCUCAAGGGUACACGAUAUUCCUGUGAGUGUAAAAUUGGCUGGGCAGGAGAUGGCCACGUGUGCGGACCUGACCGUGACUUGGACGGCUGGCCAGACUAUGACCUAGGUUGUGCCGAUGCAAAGUGUCGGAAGGACAACUGUGUGGGGAUACCAAACUCAGGACAGGAGGAUGCUGACAAGGACGGCAUUGGAGACAUUUGUGACUCAGAUGCAGACAACGAUGGAAUACCCAACAGUCCAGACAACUGUCCACUGAUUCCAAACCCUGAUCAGUCGGACACAGACCAGGAUGGAGCUGAUAAGCAGGGGGAUGCUUGUGACAACUGUCCGACCAUCCCCAACUUUGACCAGGAAGAUGUUGACAAAGACGGCAAGGGAGAUGCUUGUGAUGAUGACAUGGAUGAUGAUGGAAUUCCUAAUCACCUGGACAACUGUCCCAAGAAGAGGAAUCCUGAUCAGCGGGACACCGACAGGGAUGGGCUGGGAGACAUGUGCGAUAACUGUGUCCAUAUCCCGAAUGCGAACCAGGUUGACUCUGACAAUGAUCUUGUAGGCGAUGCAUGUGACAGCAACAUUGACAGAGACAAGGAUGGCGUGGAGGACCGCGAGGACAACUGUCCAAAUAAUGCAAACAGUGACCAGGUAGACACAGACAAUGAUGGAGAAGGAGAUGAGUGUGACAAGGAUAAGGAUAAUGAUGGGAUUGUAAACAACCACGACAACUGUCCCCUUGUGUACAAUCCAUACCAAGAGGACAUAGACAAUGAUGGGAUAGGUGAAGCCUGCAAGCAUGAUUUCGAUAAUGACACGGUGCCUGACUACCUGGACAACUGCCCCAACAACUCAAAGAUCUUCUCCACAGACUUCAGGACGUACCAAACGGUUGUGCUGGAUCCUGAAGGAGACUCCCAGAUUGAUCCUAACUGGGUUAUAUACAACAAGGGAGCUGAGAUCGUUCAGACGAUGAAUAGUGACCCAGGACUUGCUGUUGGAUAUGAUAAGUUUGGAGGAGUGGAUUUUGAAGGAACAUUCUUCGUUGAUACGGAGAUAGAUGAUGAUUAUGUUGGCUUCAUAUUCAGUUACCAGGACAACCACAAGUUCUACACAGUCAUGUGGAAGAAGAACACGCAGACCUACUGGCAAGCAACGCCAUUCCGAGCUGUGGCUGAACCAGGCAUUCAGCUGAAGCUGGUUUAUUCAAACACGGGUCCAGGCCAGAUGCUGCGCAACUCCCUGUGGCACACUGGUGACACCGAGAACCAGGUGAAACUUUUGUGGAAGGACCCCAGAAAUGUGGGUUGGAAGGAGAAAGUGGCAUACAGAUGGCUUCUGCUCCACCGACCCAAGAUUGGACUAAUCCGUCUAAGAAUAUUUGAGGGCGAGAGCAUGGUGGCUGAUUCAGGCAAUAUUUAUGACUCAUCGCUGAAGGGAGGACGACUUGGAGUGUUCUGCUUCUCACAGGAGAUGAUCAUCUGGUCAGAUCUGGUAUACAGGUGUAAUGAUCAUGUGCCAGAGGCAAUCCAUCGUGAGCUGCCAUCACGACUGCAAUCAGAAGUGUUAAUCGACUUGAGCAGGCCCCCACACCCCCAAACAUAAAACAAUGAGAUAAAUAACAGAAGUAUCUGCCUCCCUCUUUGCAACAUAAACAUGCUAGAUGUGGGGGUCUUCAGAGCUCAAAGGACUGAUACAUUUUGGUAAAUGUCUCUCCAUCAACAAAAAUUGCUGUUCAGAGAAACCUGUCAUUGAAUCAUAUUCCUUUUCCUUCACUGCUGUAAUUCUCAGUUCCUGGUCAAAAUAGGGCAUUAAACUAUCUGAGUUUUAGUUUUAUAAAGCCCUAUACAACAGUCCUAAUGAUCUUUGGAAUAUAAAUCUUCAUGAAAUGAAGAAGGUGGAAAAUUUUAAAUGCUUAGGAAGUAAAAGUUACAGGUGGAUGAGUACAAGAACUCAUGAAAGAAUUAAAAGUUCAGAAAACUUUUACCAAUUAGUAGCAGAUAUACUUUGGAAAUGGAAAAUUACAACGGCAGGAAAAAUUUGUUUAUUUAAAAAUUAGUACAUGCCUACAUUAACAUACGGAGUAGAAACAGAGAUACGAGUAUAAACUAAGAGCAACUGAGAUGAGAUUGUUAAGAAGUGUUAUGGAAAAACCAUGAAAGAGAAUGACUAAUGGAAAAAUUAGAAAAUUUGAGAAUAAAUUAAUAAAUAACACAGUAAGAUGGUGUGAUCACUUUUUAAGAAUCAAUGAAGAGAGAAUCCUGAAGAUGUUGAACAUGUGACUGGAAGCAAAAUGUUCCCAGGAAAACCAAGACCAAGAUGGGAACAGAUUAGGAGAGAUGUUGCACACAAGAAAAGAGGGGGAGAUGAUUUGAGAAGUGACAGAUGUGGAGGCUUGACUGGUAGAUGGUUCACAUAAAAGUGAAAUGUCAAAGGAAGAAGAAAUUAUUUCAGACUGUCAUUUAACCCUUAUCUAGCCAUGACCCAGCUUUCAGUCGGCUGGCCAACACAGCAAUUUGUUAGUCAAGAUUAAUAAUUUUCUGCUUUUGUGUAUGAGAUUAGUGUAAAGCCUGUUCAAGUUUGAACAUAAAUAGCUGAAAACAAACUUUGUCCAAAGUACUUACCCUCGGUAACUUGAGAAGUUCUGAAAGGAGCUAAGAUACUAAUAUUAAUAAAAUAACAAAGUGCAGUAUGCUGGUAUCUAGAAGAGUUUUGUUCUGGAAAGGUGGGCACCAUAAUACUAACUCAAGCAUUCAGUGCUGGCAUAUUCUGCUCCUGUUUGUAACUGUCUGCUUACAUAACAUCAGAAUUAAGACAGGAGCAAGGCUUAGUCUCUUAUAUAUAUAUAUAUAGGAAUAGAGUGACAUAUGAAAGCCAUGUACAAUGUGAGGUUUUUUGAUUUAUAUAAUAUUGCCAAUUCCAUGUAAUUAUGAGGUCGUUUGUAGCUUUAUGUAUGUAUAAUGUUGUAUUGUGCGCUGUUCAACAUUUCAAGGACUUAAAAGAGUGCUAAAAACCAAAACUGGCAAUGGUGGCUAAUAAAGAUGAACUUGGUUUUGAAAGUCUUAGAAACAUCAGA
Messenger RNA from Cryptotermes secundus, 4618 nucleotides. RefSeq names its product cartilage oligomeric matrix protein (gene Tsp). Gene Ontology annotation, cellular component: extracellular region. The record is from RefSeq and is a predicted model, not a curated record. Gene Ontology annotation, biological process: cell adhesion. The coding region runs from base 43 to 3147 and encodes 1034 amino acids. NCBI's taxonomy places the organism in Eukaryota, Metazoa, Arthropoda, Insecta, Blattodea, Kalotermitidae. Gene Ontology annotation, molecular function: calcium ion binding. The transcript is spliced from 23 exons.